AGCUGAAAGAGUCUUCGCUGGCGGCCGGUAACUGACGGGAACGGCCGAGUGUGGCUCCUCUGGUGUUUCCGCUUGGGGAGAGAGGGGCGGCCUUCCUUUUGCAGCCGAGGCCGGCGCCGGGCUGGACUUCAGCCCGGUCUCGUGGCGGAGCCCAUCUUGCUCCGUCUCCCAGGCCUUUACCUGCUUCCUAGGAUUCCCAGGGCCCUGUGGGUGGGAAUUGGGAGACGUGAGUUUUCUUCCAUUCUGCGCCUCUCAUUGGCUCUCUGACCUUGUGCGGAACGCGCCCUUUAGCUGACCUCAGCUGCCUUUUUUAGAAGAUGGAGAUUGUAUUCACAGUGACUGUCACUUUCUUAACGGCGGGAACUGACGUUGUAUUAAACGCUGUCUUGUAUCGCUGGCACAGCACAAGGACAGUAUAGGUGUUAUGUACUCACUUAUUUUGGGUCACAAACCCUUUGAAAACCUGGUGUUACUUCCAAGAUUUCUGUCCUGAUGCCCAUCUGUGGAUCCCAGAGUCUGGACAGUACUGCUUUUAAAGAGACAGUGUUAGGGAUCUUGGAAGCACAGCCAACAUGUGUGACAUUGAAGAAGCCACUAACCAACUCCUAGAUGUGAACCUUCAUGAGAACCAGAGCUCUGUACAAGUGACGGAAAGUGACCUCAGAAGUGAAUCUGAGCUUCUAGUCACUAUUGGAGCCACUGUACCUACUGGCUUUGAGCAAACAGCUGCAGAUGAAGUGAGAGAGAAACUUGGGUCAUCAUGCAAAAUCAGCAGAGACCGUGGCAAGAUAUAUUUUGUCAUUUCAGUGGAAAGUCUGGCACAGGUUCAUUGUCUUAGAUCAGUUGACAACUUAUUUGUGGUGGUUCAGGAAUUUCAAGAUUACCAAUUCAAACAAAUAAAGGAAGAAGUUCUAAAGGAUUUUGAAGACUUGGCUGGAAAACUCCCAUGGUCAAACCCCUUAAAAGUGUGGAAAAUUAAUGCCAGUUUUAAAAAGAAAAAAGCAAAGCGCAAAAAGAUAAAUCAGAAUUUAAGUAAAGAGAAGAUUAAUAAUGGACAAGAAGUCAAAAUCAAUCAGAGAAAUGUUAAAAAAGAGUUCACUAGCCAUGCUUUAGAUUCUCAUAUCUUAGAUUAUUAUGAAAAUCCAGCCAUCAAAGAGGAGGUGUCAACAUUAGUAGGUGAUGAUUUGGCAUCUUCCAAAGAUGAGACUGAUGAAAGCUCAAAAGAAGAAACUGAGCCUCAAGUGCUAAAGUUUAGAGUCACAUGCAACAGGGCAGGAGAGAAACAUUGCUUUACCUCAAAUGAGGCUGCAAGAGAUUUUGGGGGUGCUGUUCAAGAUUAUUUUAAGUGGAAGGCUGAUAUGACCAACUUUGAUGUGGAGGUUCUUUUGAACAUCCAUGAUAACGAAGUCAUUGUGGGCAUUGCAUUGACUGAAGAGAGUCUCCACCGAAGAAAUAUAACACAUUUUGGACCUACAACUCUUAGAUCAACUCUUGCCUAUGGGAUGCUCAGGCUCUGUGAUCCUCUACCUUAUGAUAUAAUAGUUGAUCCGAUGUGUGGAACUGGGGCAAUACCAAUAGAGGGGGCUACUGAAUGGACUGACUGUUUCCAUAUUGCUGGUGAUAAUAAUCCACUGGCUGUGAAUAGAGCAGCAAAUAACAUUGCAUCUUUAUUGACCAAGAGCCAAAUUAAAGAAGGCAAACCAUCCUGGGGCUUGCCCAUAGAUGCUGUUCAGUGGGAUAUCUGUAAUCUGCCAUUGAGAACUGGUUCUGUGGAUAUUAUUGUAACAGAUUUGCCAUUUGGAAAAAGGAUGGGAUCCAAGAAAAGAAACUGGAACCUUUAUCCAGCUUGCCUACGGGAGAUGAGCCGUGUCUGCACACCUACCACGGGCCGAGCUGUACUACUUACUCAAGACACAAAAUGCUUUACCAAGGCAUUAUCUGGAAUGCGACAUGUAUGGCGAAAGGUGGAUACGGUCUGGGUGAACGUUGGUGGUCUUCGUGCUGCAGUUUAUGUACUGAUACGUACACCUCAAGCUUUUGUUUAUCCUUCAGAACAAGAUGGAGAAAAAGGAACUCUUUGGUAAUACAAAGUUCAAUGAAGAUGACUAAUAGUACUUGUACUUCCCACCACUGGAAAUGUUAGCAUAAAGAACUUGCAGAGAAAAAUAGUAUUAACAAAAGUGCAGUCUGCACUCUUUAAACCUGUUUAAGGCUCUUCAUCCUGGUUAGCAAAAGGUGUGAAUGUAACGUGAUGGAAUUUAAAAGUUUUAUGAGACCAGGCACAGUGGCUCACGACUGUAAUUCCAGCAGUUUGGGAGACUGAAGUGUGCAGAUCACCUGAGGUCCAGAGGCCAGCCUGGCGAACAUGGUGAAACCACGCCUCUUCUAGAAAUACAAAAAUUUUGUCGGGUGUGGUGGUGGGCGCCUGUAAUCCCAGCUACUCAGGAGGCUGAGGCUAGAGAAUCACUUGAACCCGGGUGGUGGAGGUUGCGGUGAGCCGAGAUCACACCAUUGCACUCCAGCCUGUGCAACAAGAGUGAAACUCCGUCUCAAAAAAAAAAAAAAUUUAUAAGAAGGAGCUUUUCCUUGAAGCUCUUGUGAAGUGGUAGCUUAAUAAGUAUUUUGUUGAAAAUACUUUCAAGGUGCCUAGUGAAAAGCCUACUAAAGUACUCUGAGAUUGGAGUUUAGAACAUUUUAUUUUCAGGCUUUAUAGCCUAUUUUCCAUUGUGUCAAGUGCAAAGCUACUCUGGCCCAAAGGAAAGGCAGAGAACAUAAUUAUAUCUUAGGCCACAUUUCAUUGUCUUUGCAGCUUUGCUAAUCCAGUUGCUCAAGUUCUUUACCUCAAUCUGAAGGAAUGAAGCAUUACAUUUUGUGAAUGGUGUUCAGCCUGUAAGACAAAAUCUCACAAGACCUAUAGGAGAGUUUACCAUCUGCCUUAAAUAUUAAAAUAUCCAUCUGUUACUCAGAUUAACACAUAGAACGAAAAUAGAGGUCUAGGAAUUAUCAAAAGGUACUGCAAAAAUACUGUUAGUAUAUAACAUUUCUAUUUGUAAAUAGCACAUACAUUGAUAGAUGGGGUAUGGGACCAACAAACCAAAUUAAAAGAAAUUGUUUUUCUUUCAGUACACUAAGGUGUGUUUUCAAAACCAAACACAAGCCUGUCAGAGUAUUUGUUGGCUAGUUUCUUAAAAGGCCAAGAGAAAAAAGCUGAUAUCUUUGGAAAACUUUUGGGAGUUACGUGAGUUUGUUACUUUCUCCUGGAUCACUAUUCACAUUUAAUUGCUUUUCCAGUUCCAACAAGUCCUUCUUGAGAGUUUUGUGGAAAAUGGUGCUUCCCUGGAACAAAGAGUAGUUGAGGUUUUUUGUGGAACUCAUCAUAGUAUUAUUUGGAGCCUCUGGCUGCAUGCAUUCAGGAUAGAUUUUCAGUAUCCUAUUAAUAUUAUAAUAGUACUCCUCUUAAUACUUUUUGAUGUCUCCAUUGAGAAUAAAAGGACACAAUACCUUCGAAAGAAGAGUUCACAUUAGCAGCACAGCCAGCAAUCUUCAUCUGGUUUCUCUGAUCUCCUACCCCACGCUUCAUAAUAAAUGGGAAAUAAGAUGUUUCUGAAGAUUUUAUAUCCUAGACUGGCCAUUUUGCCACUAUGAGAAUUCCCAGCUGCUUUAUUUAUGGGCCGAACACAAAACUUUUCACCUGAUGGAAGAAACCAUUUAAACCUCAAAUUAAGCAACCCACAGAACCAGGAAAUUCAAGGACCAUGUCUGUUUUCACCACGAUGUCUUUUUUUUUCCCCACUAAGUGCGGGGUACUGUAUCUGCCAGAGUGGGUAUUUGUUGAACAAAUGAAUAUUUUUGCCUACUAGCUUAGUUUUUAAGGAAGUAAUUUUUUACUUGAUUCAUCAUAGCUUUAAUCCUAUUAAAUACUACAAUAAAAAUUUGACAAGACUGAUGCAAA
Molecule: messenger RNA, 3952 nt
Organism: Macaca mulatta (Rhesus monkey)
Lineage: Eukaryota; Metazoa; Chordata; Mammalia; Primates; Cercopithecidae
Gene: THUMPD3
Product: THUMP domain containing 3
Biological process (GO): tRNA methylation
Molecular function (GO): tRNA (guanine) methyltransferase activity; RNA binding
Source: RefSeq, a predicted model, not a curated record